This is a messenger RNA of Doryrhamphus excisus (bluestripe pipefish), 2020 nucleotides long. RefSeq names its product cytochrome P450, family 21, subfamily A, polypeptide 2 (gene cyp21a2). Gene Ontology annotation, molecular function: heme binding; iron ion binding; steroid 17-alpha-monooxygenase activity. The record is from RefSeq and is a predicted model, not a curated record. Lineage: Eukaryota; Metazoa; Chordata; Actinopteri; Syngnathiformes; Syngnathidae. Gene Ontology annotation, biological process: progesterone metabolic process; hormone biosynthetic process.
CACUAUAAAGGGGAUGCUCGUUGCAAUGAGGAGCUUCCUGAAGAGAAGCGUCAAGGACACAAGAUGCCGAUACAGGCGGCGGCGUUCGGUUUGGGAGCUGCACUUCUCGUUCUGAUGCUAACGCUAUUACUCGUUUUCUACAAAUCGGCAGCCAAAGACAACAACACCCAAUGCCCCAAUGGAAAAACACAGCCAGCUCCUACCGGCAUAUGGCAGACCCUCUGUCAGCUUCUUCCUAUACCUUCGUCAUCUUCUUCCAUCCCAAGUCCUCCAUGCCGCUUUCUUAUCGGCAACAUGAUGGAGUUAACCCACGACCAUCUGCCCAUCCACCUCACCAACCUGGCACAACGCUACGGAGACAUCUACCAGCUUAAAUGCGGAAACACUCGCAUGGUUGUUCUUAAUAGCAGUAAGGUCAUAAAGGAAGCACUGGUCAAGAAAUGGUCCGACUUUGCCGGAAGGCCUAUUUCAUUCACAGGGGAUACGGUGUCUGGCGGGGGGCGCUCCAUCUCUCUGGGGGACUACAAUGACGAGUGGAGGGCCCAUCGCCGUCUGGUACACAGUGCUUUGCUGCGAUGCUGCCAGUACUCUUUACACGAUGUGAUUGAAAAGCAGGCGGCGCAUCUCUGCAAGGUUCUGAUGGGCUACCAAGGCAUUGCUGUUGAUCUGUCUGAGGACUUCACAGUCGCAGCCAGUAAUGUGAUCACCACAUUGACUUUUGGAAAAGAAUACGACAAAAGUUCUCCAGAGCUGCAAGAGUUACACAACUGUCUGAAUGAGAUCGUUGCUCUGUGGGGCUCUGCUUGGAUUUCAGCCCUGGAUUCGUUCCCUUUGCUUCGAAAAUUACCCAACCCUGUUUUUUCCCGUCUCAUGAGAGAGGUGACCAAGCGAGAUGAUAUCAUUGGCAAACAUCUCAAACACUACAAGUCCCAAGACCAGAGACCAGAGGACACCAUCACCAACUACUUCCUGCAGGGCCUCAACACAGAAAAUGGAGUGCUUCUGACAGACACUCAUGUCCACAUGGCCACUGUGGACCUUCUCAUUGGAGGAACAGAGACUACAGCAGCCUGGCUUAACUGGACCAUAGCUUUCCUCCUGCACCGGACAGAGAUCCAGACUCGGGUCUAUGAGGAGCUGUGUACUGUACCAGAAGGUCGCUACCCCAAAUACAGCGAGAGGCACAAUCUUCCCGUUCUGUGUGCCCUCAUCAACGAGGUGCUCCGUCUAAGGCCUGUUGCUCCUCUGGCGGUACCACACAGGGCCAUCCAUGAUAGCAGCAUUGCAGGUUAUGACAUUCCCAAGAACACGGUGAUUAUUCCUAAUCUUUUUGGUGCUCACCACGAUCCUGCAGUUUGGACUGAGCCGUACAGCUUCAAACCGGAACGCUUUCUAGAGGGAGGAGGAGCUUCCCCGCGAGACCUGAUCCCCUUUGGAGGGGGCGCUCGUCUUUGCUUGGGAGAGGCGGUUGCCAAAAUGGAGUUGUUUCUAUUCACGGCCUAUUUGCUCCGAGAUUUCCAGUUCGUCCUUCCUGAUAGCGAGGCCUGUGAACCAGACUUGAGGGGCGUGGCUAGUGUUGUGCUGAAGGUCAAAUCCUACAAAGUUAUUGCACGGCCACGGCUCGUCAGUAGUCAUUAAUGGUUGCUCAUGUUAUCAUUAGGAAACUUGCAAGGAUAUAUUCUGUGCUUCUUUGUCCUCACAAUGUCAGAUCAAAUACAGAUCAGUUUAGCAGCGCCACCCAGUGGACUUAUACUGAACUUACUAUACAUUUGUUUGUUUUUAAACUGAAUUUAAUAUUCAACUUUGUACAAUUACCAUUAAAUAUUUUCCUCUUUUUUUUGGUCACAUACAUCUCCAACCACCAUGGCCGUACUGUAUCUUCUUAUAAAGUCUACAUUUGUAUCAAUUGGAGAAUGUCAUCAGUUAGACAAUGAUCCAACAUCAUAAAUAAAUACAUAACUGGGAAAAUGACUCCUAUGUGAUUAAGCAGCAUAGAAAAUGAAUAAAUGACUCAAUGUAA